GAUAAUGACCGACAGUGACCUCGACCAAACCGUGUUUUAGCGGAUAGGUCUUCACACUUUUUAAUCAACAGAAUAAAAGUUAUCGGUACCAAGAGCGGAUAAAUAUUGUCUACCAUUUAAGAGCAAUUUCAUAUGAAACACAUUUUUUUUUAUUGAGCGUGCGCGCAGGGUUGCAUUUUAUUGCAUGAGCUAAUGUCAGCUAUAGUGAUAGCAGCUCGUUUCCUUUAGCUUGGUACCAUCUUAUAUCAUACGUAGCUAGUUAGCUGCAACAAUGGAUAAAGGCAAAUCAAUUAUCGACAAAAAAGGGUCGGGAUCGUGUUAUGCCAAUGGACUGCAAAGAGGGUUUCAUUCUCAGGCUAGCAACGGUGGAUGCAAUGCAUACAAUUCAAGUGGAAACUGUAGUGGCGGUACGAGCAACGUUGAACACUUCCAUUAUCUGCAUACCGAUGACGUCGAAGCCAAUGGGUCCUCCCCUGCGAAAAGAUGCAGGUUACGAAGAAGAGUUGAAUCACUGAAGAGGAACAGACCACCCUUCCCCUGGUUCGGGAUGGACAUCGGCGGUACUCUGGUGAAGCUGGUCUACUUCGAGCCUAAGGACAUCACGGCGGAGGAGGAACAGGAAGAGGUGGAAAACCUGAAGAGCAUCCGCCGCUACUUGACCUCCAACACGGCGUACGGGAAGACGGGCGUCCGAGACGUCCACCUGGAACUGAAGAACCUGACCAUGUGUGGCCGGACGGGCAACCUGCACUUCAUCCGCUUCCCCACGCAGGCCAUGCACCGCUUCAUCCAGAUGGGCAGCGACAAGAACUUCUCCAGCCUCCACACCACGCUCUGCGCCACUGGUGGAGGGGCCUACAAGUUUGAGAACGACUUCAGAACGAUGGCUGAUUUAGAGCUGUUGAAGCUGGAUGAGCUUGACUGUCUGAUUCACGGCCUGCUCUAUGUGGACUCCGUGAGCUUCAACGGCCACCCUCAGUGUUACUACUUGGAGAACCCGUCAGACACCCAGAACAGCGUGAAGACACCGUGCAGUUUGGCCGACCCGUUCCCUAUGCUGCUGGUCAACAUUGGAUCUGGGGUUAGCAUCCUGGCUGUGUACUCCAAAGACGACUACAAACGGGUCACCGGUACCAGUCUUGGUGGGGGUACGUUCCUGGGCCUGUGCUGCUUGCUGACGGGGUGUGAGACGUUUGAAGAGGCGCUGGAUAUGGCUAGCAGAGGGGACAGCAGCAAUGUGGACAAGCUGGUGAAGGAUAUCUACGGAGGAGACUAUGAGCGUUUCAGCCUCCAAGGAUCUGCUGUGGCCUCCAGAAAUGCAGGGGUAUUUUCUAAUGAAGCACUGACACCGAAGAGCUCUGAGGAAGAAAGCUUUGGCCACAUGAUGAGCAAAGAGAAACGAGACUCCAUUAGCAAGGAGGACCUGGCCCGGGCUAUGCUGGUUACCAUCACCAAUAACAUAGGCUCCAUCGCACGCAUGUGUGCCGUCAACGAGAAAAUCGAGAGAGUUGUGUUUGUUGGGAAUUUCUUACGGAUCAACACCGUGUCUACUAAGCUGCUGGCCUAUGCCAUGGACUUCUGGUCCAAGGGACAACUGAAGGCCCUGUUCCUAGAACACGAGGGCUAUUUUGGAGCGGUUGGGGCAUUACUGGAGCUGUUAAAGUCGUCUGAGGAGCCAUGAAGACAUGCCCAUGUCGUCUGUAUAGAAGAUGCUGAAAGGUUUUCACGGAAGCCGCCACAAGAAACUGGGAAAAACUGGGAACAGCCAUUUAAAUAAUUGAACUGUAAAUAUCCUUUCACUCCCUGCCCUAAAAUCCCCUCAAAUAGAGGUUUUAAUAUAACUAAUGUAAUGUCCCAUGUCAUGAACCCUGGGUGGCAGGUAAAUGCUGAGGAUCACAGAAACGGUGUUCGUUUUUGGCACUGUGUGUAAAUACCUAUUUGUGUAGUAGUUCUAGGGUGCACUAAAGCCAAAACCUGCUGAGAUUUGACUUGUGUUGACAGUCCAGUUUUGUCUGAGGUAUAGAGGGAAAAAUUGCGUAUGUUCUGUCCAGGAAUGUAAAAAAAAAAAUGUCAG
Molecule: messenger RNA, 2074 nt
Organism: Oncorhynchus masou masou (cherry salmon)
Lineage: Eukaryota; Metazoa; Chordata; Actinopteri; Salmoniformes; Salmonidae
Gene: pank1a
Product: pantothenate kinase 1a
Exons: 8
Coding region: 272-1681 (469 amino acids)
Biological process (GO): coenzyme A biosynthetic process
Cellular component (GO): cytosol; nucleus
Molecular function (GO): pantothenate kinase activity; ATP binding
Source: RefSeq, a predicted model, not a curated record